This is a messenger RNA of Histoplasma capsulatum G186AR, 1170 nucleotides long. RefSeq lists its product as uncharacterized. Lineage: Eukaryota; Fungi; Ascomycota; Eurotiomycetes; Onygenales; Ajellomycetaceae. Gene Ontology annotation, molecular function: protein serine/threonine kinase activity; ATP binding. Bases 1 to 1170 code for a protein of 389 amino acids. The record is from RefSeq and is a predicted model, not a curated record. Gene Ontology annotation, biological process: mitotic DNA damage checkpoint signaling; protein phosphorylation. Gene Ontology annotation, cellular component: nucleus. The transcript is spliced from 6 exons.
AUGAAAAUUCUCCAAAGUCCUUCCAAGCGCUCCGUCAUUAGUGCCAUGAUUUCACGUCAGCUUGCCGCGCGGUUUAAAACACCCUCAACUUCGCGACUCUCUAGGAUACAGUUCAAUUCUUAUAAUCUCUGCCCUGGAUUGACCAAAACUCGCUCAAUUAUGAACUCGCCUUCGAGUACUCUCAAUGCCCCCUAUAUUCCAAAGAACGCAGCGGGGAUUAAUCUUAAACGGAAUGUUGGGAUUCCAACGAAGGAACCGGAGGAGCCUUUGCAGCUCGGUACAAAGCUUGUUGAUCAAUUGCUUCAACACAGGACCGAGCCUACAUUAGCCUGUGUUUACUUGGCUACUUCGAGAAACGGAAAGAAGUAUGUCAUGAAAAACAUCUUCCAUACUGAGUUUGAGUACCAACUCGAUCUUCAAAUCCCGCUUGCGAGCUGCCCAAAUCUUCGGGUUGUGAUGGACACGAUUCCCGAACACCUUCUAUUUGUCUAUGAUUACUUUACCGACGAUCUUUUGGAACUGGCCGAGAAAGGGAAUCUCUCUGAUACUGAAAGAAAGAGAAUUCUGCGCGCUACGCUAGCUGGUCUUGCGGAUUUGCAUGAACGGAGCAUCCUACACGGUGACAUCAAACCCAACAAUGUAUUUGUGAACUAUGAUGAGAAUCCUGAUGGUUCUAUCAGAGUAAAUCAAGUCCAGAUUGGUGACCUUGAGAUGGGGUCAAUGAUUCCACUGGGUUUAAAUGUCCGUGGAGCCCGACUAGGAAAUCCCAUGUGGCGCAGUCCUGAGUCCCAUGCUGCUGCUCGGAUCAAUUGCCCAUCUGACAUAUUUUCUUUCAGCCUUGUUAAGAUUAUUUUUCGUAUUGAUUCAGAAGGGUUGACUGAAGAGGAGAAGGAAAGGUUAGUUGCAAGGCGCCUGCUCUCACAUUUUGGGGAUAGCCCGGGACUGGUCGGCCUCGUGGAGCAUUUGGAUUAUGAUGCUGCACCAUGGCGAGACCUUGUUCUGGAUGUGAUCAAGGAGUUCUCACCAGAAAACCCAAGGAAACCAUUCUCCAUGUGGGAGGAUGUUGAUGAAUGCUUCCGAGAUGUCAUCAUGAAGAUGACCAGCCUGGAUCCCGCGAGAAGGAUCACAGCGAGGGAGGCCCUUGAACACCCUUGGUUUCAGGAUGUAUAG